Pistacia vera is the source of this 2409-nucleotide messenger RNA. Its product is annotated as AP2-like ethylene-responsive transcription factor BBM. Gene Ontology annotation, molecular function: DNA binding; DNA-binding transcription factor activity. NCBI's taxonomy places the organism in Eukaryota, Viridiplantae, Streptophyta, Magnoliopsida, Sapindales, Anacardiaceae. Gene Ontology annotation, biological process: regulation of DNA-templated transcription. The transcript is spliced from 9 exons. The coding region runs from base 40 to 2082 and encodes 680 amino acids. The record is from RefSeq and is a predicted model, not a curated record.
AGUUCUUGAGCUUGAUCAGAUAUUUUUAUUUUUAUUUAGAUGACAAAUAUGAACAACUGGUUAGGGUUCUCUCUCUCCCCUCAAGAACUCCCUUCUUCACAUCAUGAAGAUCAUCACUCUCAAAACUCUGUCCCCCGCCUUGGUUUCAACUCCGAUGAACUCUCCGGUGAGUGCUUUGAUCUCUCUUCCCAUGACUCCUCUGGCCCCUCUCUCAACCUCCCUGCCCCCUUUGGCAUCCUUGAAGCCUUCAACCGCAACAAUCACCCCCAAGAAUGGAAUAAUAUGAAGGGUUCCGAGCUCUCCAUGCUGAUGGGUUCUUCAUGCAAUAAUACUCAAAACCUCGAUCAAACCCAAGAGCCGAAGCUUGAAAACUUCCUGGGAGGCCACUCUUUUGCGGAUCAUGAACAAAAACUCCACGGAUGCAACGCCAUGUACACCGCCGCCGCCGGCGACUUUAUCUUUCCCAACUGCUCUCUGCAACUUCCCUCAGACGACACAUCAAAUAAUAACAAUGCAACAAGAACAAACAACAACACCGGAACCGGAACCGAAACUGCCAACACAAACAACAACAGCUCCAUUGGGUUGUCAAUGAUCAAAACUUGGCUGAGAAACCAACCAGCACCGACUCAAACCGACUCCAAGAACAACAACAAUGGCGGCGGUUCUGCGCAAAGCUUGUCGCUUUCGAUGAGCACCGGCUCGCAAUCCGGCUCUCCUUUGCCGCUUCUGAACAAUGGCAGCGGCGGAGAUAGCUCUUCUUCUGAUAACAACAAGCAACAGAAGCCAUCUUCAACGGCGGCAACAACAACAACGGCAACCGGAGGAGGAGUUCUUGAUGGCCAAGUGGGCGCUAUUGAAGCGGUGCCAAGAAAAUCUAUUGACACUUUUGGGCAAAGGACUUCAAUAUACCGAGGAGUCACAAGGCAUAGAUGGACUGGGAGAUAUGAAGCUCAUCUAUGGGACAAUAGUUGUAGAAGAGAAGGCCAAACUAGAAAGGGAAGACAAGUCUAUUUGGGAGGCUAUGACAAAGAAGAAAAGGCUGCAAGAGCUUAUGAUUUAGCGGCAUUGAAAUAUUGGGGUACCACUACCACAACAAAUUUCCCAAUUAGCAACUACGAGAAAGAGUUAGAAGAAAUGAAGCAUAUGACUAGGCAAGAGUAUGUUGCUUCUCUACGAAGGAAGAGUAGUGGAUUUUCUCGGGGUGCAUCGAUUUAUCGUGGUGUAACAAGGCAUCAUCAGCAUGGAAGAUGGCAGGCAAGAAUUGGGAGAGUUGCGGGGAACAAAGACCUUUACUUGGGCACUUUCAGCACACAAGAGGAGGCGGCAGAGGCCUAUGACAUAGCAGCCAUCAAAUUCCGUGGACUGAAUGCAGUAACAAACUUCGACAUGAGCCGAUAUGACGUGAAUAGCAUCCUCGAGAGCAGCACAUUACCCAUUGGUGGCGCAGCCAAGCGCCUCAAAGAUGUCGACCAGGCUAACGAAAUGACCCUCGACGGCGGUGGAGGCGGUGGUGGCCAGAGAACAUUGUCCGACGACCAUGACAAUAUCCUAACUUCAAACCUCAACCCUUAUGCCUCAUCAACCUCAGCCCACCACCUCCAAAACUGGCAAACACUAGCAUUCCAACAACCUCAUCAUCAAAACCCUAACUCCAACUUCUCCAUGCAUGGUCAGUUCCCAUACGGCCAGCGGCUCUGGUGCAAGCAGGAGCAAGACGCGGAGCUUCACCACCAGCUUCAACUGGGAGGCACCCACAAUUUCUUUCAGCCGUCCGUUUUACACAACCUCAUGAACAUGGAUCAAUCUUCAUUGGAACACAGCUCGGGUUCGAACUCGGUGAUUUACAGCAACAAUGGAGGGGAUGUGAACGUGAUUCCAAUGGGGACAGUUAUCGCAAACGAUCAUGGAAGUUUCAGUGAAAACGAUAACAAUUUGUAUUAUAUAUCUCAUCAACAAUCAUCAGGAGGAAGCCAAUGCAACAACUGGGUGCCAACGGCGGUUCCCACGCUGGCGCCGAGGACGAGUACGAUGGCGUUGUGCCAUGGAGCUCCAACUUUUACAGUGUGGAAUGACACUUAAACCCAUUGAGGUGAUGGCUCGGAGAAGAUGGUGAAGAUGAUGUAUACAAAACUGAUUUGCUAAUUUUUCAUUUUUGUUUUUGUUUUUAGUCUAACAAGUUUUAAUUUGAUGAAAUUAAAGGGUCAAUAUGGCUGAAGUUCGAUCAAUAGCAAGGGAAUUAAUCAAUUAAUUACAGAGAGAAUUAUAUAUUAUAUUAUACUGGAUAUAAUAUGAUAUAUAAAUUCUCUCAAGAUAUAUUCCUUGCUAUGAAUUUUGGGAACUUCAGGGUGACAAAAUAUUGAUCCUCGGAAACUUUUAAUUUUGUAACUUCAGGCUUUGUAAUUUUCA